AUGUCAGCAAUUGGAUUAGGCGGUCCUAUAAAGAGGUCUACUGGUGGAAGUGCUGCGACCGUCGCUGAGCCGUGUGCGCGGCCCGAUGUGGACGCUGUUGGCCAUAGCGAACAGAUCUACAAUCUCGUGUCCCUAAUCAAAUGUCACGACGCAAGUCUUCUCGAAUGCGGGGGCGUCGAGGGCCUGACGCGGCACAUUUUUUGCCAUCCCUGGGGCGAUGGGUCCCCCCAAGUGAAGUUAUAUCAAUCGUGGGUUAUCCACAUACUGCGAUUGCUUGGAAAGAAAGUCGAGAUAAGUCGAUCCGAUGACCCUUUGGCAGUCGCAGAGAUUAUAGUUGAUGCUCUUCAAGGCCUCGAUCUGGAUGGUGCCGAAGUAUCUGCGGCACAUAUGCGGCAGGGGUACGGCUACGUCGCCUGCAAAGUGCUCCAUGAGCUGCUCAAGAAGCUCAUCACGGCACGCGGCAUUCGGUUGACCGCUUACGAGUUGUGUAACAAAGAAGGCUGUGGAUUCGGGGGGGCGUGUGAAGAAGACGUGGAGGAUUUUGCGGCGACUCAAAUUGGCGGAGGCGGCGCUGAACUCAGUUCGGAUCACGACAACGAGGAAGACGAUGAUGUUAGUGCCGUGGGCGAACUGGGGAAGCGCGAUGGAAGGCACGAUGCGUCAGCUGCCAGCGGGAACUCACCCGUUACUGUGAAAGACCAAUGGACAGAAGAAGUUGAGCAGAUGCUCAAGUUCAAGAAAGCUUUCGACCAGCAUUUGCCACAGCUGUCUCGGUCUUUCAAACACCUACAAGCAGAGUUACAGGAGAUGCUGACUAGGGUUGAGGCAAAGGAAGAGUGGAUUGGAAGGCAGUUUUCACGCAUUAUUACGGAACAUAAGGAGAUUUGCCAGGAGCUAGAAAAUCAAGUUGAACGCCAGCAGAUGCUUCGUGGGAGACUGGAGGAUCUCCAGUCAAAGCGAGAAGCGACCCAGGAAGCGUACGACCAGACCAGCAAGCUGCUUCAAGACAAGUACGAUCACGCAACCGACACAAGGCCCCUCCAAGAGUUGGCGAAGACUCUCGCCACUAUGAAAGCGGAAAUAAAGCAAAUGGAGCUUCGCAUCGGAGUGCUCCAGCACACCAGCAUAAGGGCGGCGAUUUGGCAAGCUCAUUUUCUUGUUUUGUUCGAGUGGGCAGCGUGUGUGCGGCUGUGA
Molecule: messenger RNA, 1194 nt
Organism: Besnoitia besnoiti
Lineage: Eukaryota; Apicomplexa; Conoidasida; Eucoccidiorida; Sarcocystidae
Exons: 10
Coding region: 1-1194 (397 amino acids)
Biological process (GO): non-motile cilium assembly; intraciliary transport
Cellular component (GO): cilium; Golgi apparatus; intraciliary transport particle B
Source: RefSeq, a predicted model, not a curated record